Vicia faba (fava bean) is the source of this 414-nucleotide messenger RNA. Lineage: Eukaryota; Viridiplantae; Streptophyta; Magnoliopsida; Fabales; Fabaceae. The record is from the annotation of a GenBank genome assembly.
AUGGCGAUUAAGCGAGGGAUGAUGAAGAUUGUGGUUGCGGACUCUUGUAAGUUGGAACGCACUGAUACUUCCAGCUUGAUUCUCCUGGAGGCUUCUCCUUUGGAUGUUUUGAGGCGUAAUGAUCAGCAAGUUGGUUUGGAUUUGCAAGUUGGACCUUGCAGAUUGGGCAUCGUGCGAUCGAACGAAUUUCAAACUUCACCACCACGCACACAGAAAUGGAAAACAACGGGGGUUGUGGAAACAGAGGUUAAAGGUUAUGUUGAAAUAAUGGACUAUAUUUUUUUGGUAGUUUUGUGCAGUAUGCUGGAUGUGGUUCUGUUUGGGAAUGGAAUAUGGUUUUUGAUAGCAGUAUGCAAUGAUGGUUAUGGUGUGGAAAUGGAAUAUGUUAUUUUGCUUGGCUUAGUUUUGCAGUGA